Drosophila innubila is the source of this 3437-nucleotide messenger RNA. RefSeq lists its product as uncharacterized. Gene Ontology annotation, biological process: protein ubiquitination. The transcript has 6 exons. Bases 98 to 3271 code for a protein of 1057 amino acids. NCBI's taxonomy places the organism in Eukaryota, Metazoa, Arthropoda, Insecta, Diptera, Drosophilidae. Gene Ontology annotation, cellular component: Cul4-RING E3 ubiquitin ligase complex; nucleus. The record is from RefSeq and is a predicted model, not a curated record.
AGUGCAAAGUAUGGCUUAAGCCCAACCCAAACCGAAUGUUAAUUAAGUGUAAAUUGUUAGUCUGUAACUAGAGCUAAACCUUAGCAAACCAAGCAAAAUGUAUGCAGCUGCUGGCGGCGCCUCGUUGGCAUCGCGCCAAGCGCGUCAACGCCAGCGACAGCAGAAGAAGAACCAACUAAUCCAAGCGAAACUACAUCCACCGAAAGCGCCUGGUGUCGGUGUGGAAAUCGGUGCCACCGAUCAUGGCGGCGCCUCUACGCCAACACGAAGCCAGUCGCGGCAGUUCCACCAGCUGCCGACCAACUAUCUGCGUGCACCACCGCAGCCGCAGGGACGCAAGCUGAGCGCCACCUACACGCAAUCCCGAUCCCUGCUGCCGAUCGAGGAGGCCGGCGAUACGCAGUCGGUGCUGCAGCUGCGCAUGCACUCGCACUCGCACUCGCACUCACAUGACCAUCAUGGCCACGGCCACGCCCACGCCCAUUCCCAUCUGGGCGGACAUGGGCACAGUCACAUGCAUCACAGUCACCUGCAUGGAGGCGGGGCACCGAUCCCGCCACCCAUUCAGACCCCCAUACAGACGCCCUAUCAACAGUUUGCCUCCGCCCACGGACGCGCCUCACCGAGGCUUGUGCAUCGCCACAGCGGCAGCGGCAGCAGCAGCGCUGGCUUCUAUACAGGAGCAGCAGCAGCAGCAGCAGCGGGAUCCGCUGGCGGACAGCUGCAUAAGUCGGCGACGGCAACGCUGCCGCUCGUCUCACAGAUGGAGCCGACGCCGCCAACGACACCCGCGUUGCCAUCGGAUGCGGUCGGCGUUAAAACGACAGCGACUUCGUUGGAAACAGCCGCCGCCACGGCCAUGCAGCCAACACUGGGCAUGUCCAUGGCCAGCACAUCCGCAGCAGCAGCAGCAGCGGCGGCGGCUGCGGAUACUGCCGAAGCUGACCUGGAGCUAAGCGGCGCCGCAGCCAUGUUUGUAGCCCACCAUGAUGCGAUCAUUGUAACGCCGGCCACGCCCAUGGCCUCGCCGGGUCACGUAGCCGCCAUCAAGCUGCGUCGCGGCGAGGACGUCGUCGAGGAUGAGCUGCAGGAUGCUGCCGAGCGUCAGCCCCUUACCGCCCAGGAUGCCUACGACGAGGAUGCUGACGAAGCCAUGCAGCCCCCCGCAGGUCCCCUCGAGCGCAAGUGCAGCGUCUACCGCAUGCGUCGCAGCGACGCCUUCGAGCAAGGCGACGGCGCGGUCGGCGGCGUCACCAGCGGCCUGAAGCGCCAGCUUCGUGAGCUGCAGUUCCAGCAGCCCCAAUACGAGCCCCUGGUCAGCGAUGAGCCGCAGCUCCUAUUCAAGGGUCUGGCCAAUGGACGCAAGUGGCAACUUUGCGCCUACUGCGAGGAGGGAAUCUGCGUCUGUGAGCACAUCGAGUGCGCUCAGGGACGCGCCGCUUGGUUGGAGCGCGGCCGACGCUGCAGCGUCCAGGAGCAGCAACAACAACAGGCCACCUGCCAUCGACGCUGGGUGAAACGUAACCGAAUACAAGACGCCUCCUUGGGUGGCUCCUCGGAUGACGAAGAUUUCCUGGGCGUACUACGUGGACCCAGCACAUUCGCAAAUGCCUUUCUCUAUGUAGGACUUGGCACAGUGGCGCUGGGUCUGGUCAUUGCAUUCGUCGGGACCGGCGAAAAGGGUUUUAAAACAGUGGAGCUAAGACUUAUAGGGCCCUCUCUCAUAGGACUGGGCCUGAUCUGUUGCAUUUUACGCAUCCUCUUCUGCAUCUGCCCAUCACACUGCAUCUCAUCCAGCAAAAAGACGCGCAAGAAAAAUGGGAACAAAAUCGAUGCGGAUCACACGACGUCCCUUCUCCGCAAUGAGAGCAAACGCGUUUCUAUUGCCCGAGGACCUACAAUGCAGCCAAAGUAUCCAAUAACGCACAAGCGCAGUCAGAGCAAGAUGCUUAAUGAGGGAAUGGAGGCACUUCGUCAAAUAGCCACCACAUCGUUGUUCAUGCAGAACGAGCAGAAGACGGCCAUUAAUCGGGUGGUGCCCAUUAUCAAUGAGCCGGAGUGCAUGGAUCAUAUGGGUGUUGAUGCCCCGCUGGAGAUGCAAAAGUUGCAGACGGCGUUGAAUAUGUGUGAGAUGAGCGAUGAUGAGCAUAACGGACAGAUGGAGCAGCAGCAUGCCAAACGUACAACUACAACAACAACUGCCGUUACGAGUAGUACCACCAAAGACAUAACAACAACAGAAAGAAAAUCCACAACAAACCUGAGCACUGUAGAUGAAAAGCCGAAUAGUAAACUGGUGCGACAACGUGUCGCACUGCAACAACAGCGACUACAACAACAGCAGCAGCGACAACAACAAUAUCAAGAUCAGCACCAACAAUUGCAGGAACAAUCGGAGCAAUCGCAGUCGCUAUCCUCCUCAUCAACCGUCAGAGAUUCAUUGGAUGGCGUUGUGGUCUUCGAAGAAACCUCCCUGAUGGACACGCAGAAUGCACAGCCAACGACAACAACAACAUCGGCGCCACUGCCAAGCAGCUGCAGCACCGGCGCCAUACCAAGACUCAAAAGCAACACUGCAGCAUUCAACACGCCCGCUCAACGACCGGGCAACUUAACGGGAGCCACGCCCAAGACAACGAACACCACCAACAUCAACACCACCACUACCAGCGGCAGCAGCAGCAGCGGCGGCACACGUCUGACCAGCUCACAGUCGCAUCCGACUAGCUACGAUCUGCCGCCGGCGCUGCCGCACACCUAUUCCGCCACGGCGACGGUACGUGGUCCACUGGGCAUGACGCUGACCGGGUCGAGUUCCGUGUAUGCCCUGCCAGCCAGUCGAAUCAGCGGAAUAACGGCAACGCCCACGGCCAGUACAACAACAACGAUCAGUUUGUUGCCACUACCGGCGCCGCCAACGCUAUCCACCACGUCCACGUCCACAGUCACGGCGAGCAUACCCGGCCAGGUGUUGGAAACAUCGAGCAUCGCCGCCACAAGUCUGAGCAUACUGAAGCCACUGACGGCGGCGACGAUGGCGGCGACAGUGACGGCGACAGCAACAGCGACGGGAAUGCAACGGCCAUCAACGACCUCCUCAAUCACAGCCACGUCGGCGUCCUUAUUUGGCAUGGAUCACAAAUCACAGCCGUCAUCCGCUAACGCAACAAUAGGGCGUGGCAGCUCCCUGCUGGCUCCGCCGCCCGUUCAUCAAUCGGCCAGCAAAUUUGAGCCAGAGCUGGUGCUUAGCCCAGCAAAGCUUGGCCAAUAAAUAAUGCGACAUUUAGUUACGGUUUUAGUUAGGCUUUCAUGCAGCAACAAUCUAGGUUCCAUUGGGUGAAUGUGCGAGUAUAUGUGUGUGUGUGUGUGUGUAUCUUCGUAUGCAUGUGAACUAUAACACUCUCUUUUGAAUGUGCCACAAGAACAAGCAAACUAAA